AGAAAAAGCCCUUGCAGUUUGCAGUGGAAACAAUAUAUACAUAACCAACGCUUCAACAAAAAGAAAGAAAUUGAUUUCUCUGUGUGCUCGCUCUGACUCACUGAGUCACGAACAACACAAAACCUUUUCAACUGCGAAUCGAAGUUGAUUGAUUUUAAUUCGUUGUUCUUUUUUUAAAUAGUUCUCGAAAAAAAUUCUUUUCUUUUAAUUGAUGAUGAAGAAUAAAAGGGCAAGAACGAGUGUGGACAAGGCGGUGGUUGAUGUUUGGCAGAGGGAAGUCGGGAAACUCUCGACUAGGAAUUUCGCCCACCGGCUUGCCGCUUCCGAGGAUCUUGUGCUCCGACUUGACAUUUACAAGAAACUUGUAAAGCACCAAGGUUGUGUGAACACUGUGAGCUUUAAUUCUGAUGGUAACAUUUUAGUCUCUGGCUCUGAUGACAAGCGGGUUAUAGUAUGGGAUUGGGAAACCGGAAAUUCCAAGCUUUCUUUCCAGUCAGGUCAUGUCAGCAAUGUUUUCCAAGCAAAAAUCAUGCCUUACACAGAUGAUCGCAGCUUGGUUACCUGUGCUGCAGAUGGGCAGGUUCGACAUGCUCAAAUUUUGGAAUGUGGUGUCGAAACUAGGCUGCUGGCCAAACAUCAGGGACAAGCUCAUAACUUGGCCAUUGAACCAGGAAGCCCUCAUAUAUUUUACACUUGCGGUGAAGAUGGAUUAGUGCAGCAUAUUGAUCUUAGAACUGCAGCACCUACAAAACUUUUCACAUGCUCUCACAUUGAUGAUAGCAGGGCUUACAUGCCAGUUAUCCCUCUCAAUGCUAUUGCAAUUGAUCCAAGGAACCCAAAUCUCUUUGCAGUUGCUGGAAUGGAUAAGUAUACUCGCCUUUAUGAUAUUCGCAAAUAUAAGUGGGAUGGCUCAACUGAUUUUGGUCAACCUACAGAUUAUUUUCGCCCCCCUCAUUUGAUUGGUGAUGAUCAAGCUGGAAUAACAGGCUUGGCAUUUUCAGAUCAGAGUGAGAUUCUCGUCACCUACAUAAAUGAGUUCAUCUAUCUCUUUACACAGGAUAUGGGACUGGGGCCCAAUCCAGUCCCAUCAUCUCCAUUAUCUGCAUUUAGUGAAGCAAGUGAAAUGGGAUUUGAUCACUCAGCUAUGGAUGCUGAUGAAAAGGCUAUUCCUCAAGUUUAUAAGGGACAUAGAAAUCAGGAGACGGUGAAAGGUGUGAGCUUCUUUGGACCUAAAUCUGAGUAUGUGGUUAGUGGAUCUGACUGUGGCCGAAUAUUUAUUUGGAAGAAGAAAGGCGGAGAGCUCAUUCGCGUUAUGGAAGCAGAUAAGCAUGUGGUCAACUGUAUCGAGUGUCAUCCUCAUACCACAGUUCUUGCCAGCAGUGGAAUCGAGACUGACAUCAAGAUAUGGACACCAAAGGCUAUUGAUAAAGCUACUCUUCCAACAAACAUUGAACAGGUGCCAAAACCAGCUCUGUUUCGUUUGUUUUCCUUUGCUGCAUUCAACGAGGAUGAUGAUGAUUAUAAUUUUUUUGAUGUUGCUGCUGCUGAUGAUGAUGAUGAUGAUGAUGACGAUGAGGAGGACGACAAUGAUGAUGAUGACACUGAUGAUGAUUACAAUGAUGUUUAUGAUGACAUUGAUGAUGAUAACGAUUACAAUGAUGAUGAUGAUGACGAUGACGGUGACAAUGGCAAUGAAGAUGUUGAUGGUGGUGAUGAUAGUGAUUGCAAUGAUGAUGUUCAAACCAAAACCUAGGAGUAGGAUGUACCAAGUAACAACACCGCAGGACCUGAUGUUGCGCUUGUUUUCACUGCAAAGGCGGGGGAGUAGCCCAGAACAGAACGGAGAAAACUCCUCAAUCGCUGGCGGGGUACCGCUAG
Durio zibethinus is the source of this 1878-nucleotide messenger RNA. RefSeq lists its product as uncharacterized. NCBI's taxonomy places the organism in Eukaryota, Viridiplantae, Streptophyta, Magnoliopsida, Malvales, Malvaceae. Gene Ontology annotation, cellular component: cytoplasm; Cul4-RING E3 ubiquitin ligase complex. The record is from RefSeq and is a predicted model, not a curated record. Gene Ontology annotation, molecular function: protein binding.